GAAUGGAUGGUGUAAUGAUUGACUUGAAUAUUCGCCAACCUAAGGUUUUUGGUCAAAGUGUAUUUUUUUUAUUAGUUAACCAGAUGCUAGUACUCACCGUUGUGUGUAUUCACUGAUAUAUAUUUGCCACUUAGUCUAUACCUGUUUCGAUAUCUUGAGUGUACAUGCAUAAUUUACGCAUGCCGGAUUUUUCACUAUGGUAAAUUUCUCGGGCGCUGGUACACCUCCUUUCUAUUCAGAGCUGUAAUGCCUCUACCAUAUCACCAGCUCCUUGAUCAUCAAAUUGCUGUGCGGGCCUUGUACCGUCAGACCCUCAGACACAUCCGGCACCUCCCUCAGGUCUACCGCAACUCCACAGAAGUGGUGCCGUCGCCAAAGCUCUUGCACGAUGAGCUCCGGAAGCAGUAUAAGUGCUUUCAGAAGGUAAAAAUGACCCAUGCCUUUCACAGCCCUGCGGUAAUACAGCAGCAGUUACUCCAAGGAAUGGAGGUGGAGGCGAAACUCCGGGACUUGUACAUACGCCCCGAGACGCUUCUGGAGUUUGUCGUGUUCGUCAGAGCAUUGCUACAGUCAUCUACAACCCCCAUAGACCCAGAGAAACUUCAGACGGCUGAGACAGUUCAAAAGUUACACGAAGCUGACCAGGCUCGCCAGCUGAGCUCGCACUUGUUUACCCAUAAAUACCUCAAGAACCAACAGGACCAGUUGAAGCUUCCGCGAACUAUCGACCCAAAGUAUCGGGCAAUCCUCCACGACGAAUUCAUCCACUCCCAGAGGGUGCGCACCCUCCACGACUUUCAAAAGUUUAUCCAGGACAAACCCGCACAGGUCCGGAAGUUGGCGGUCACAUUCCACGGUAAUUCGCAGCUUUCUUUCUUGCGCUACCCCGGGGGGAAACAGUCGAUUGCGGUGAACCGUCUCAUCCAACACAUGAAGAAGCGCUACCAGUACGUGUUAGACCACACAGCUACGAUGGAGACUCAGUACAAACCGUUGUGUGAAAUGGAGGCCACAUGGGAAGUGGUCAUGGGCGAAAGCGGAACCACGAAGGAGCGGACAGACGAAUGGAUGCGGCCCUAUCAGGAAUAUAUCACCAACUGCAACUCCCAGCUUCAACGCAAGCAGCGGAAGCUCGACGACCACGCGAAGAAGGUACUCACCGAAGCCAAGAUUGCCGAAGCCCAGCAUGAAUACGACGAAAAGUUCACAAACGCCCAAGCCCGGUUUGCCGCGUUUGUCCAGGACUGCGAGCAGUUCAACAAGGACCACGGUGGGGCUUGGCGGUGUGACGAUCCCCAUCUGGAUGUGUACCGUGGGGGUGUCCACGACUUGGACAUGUUGAUGAAGAAGCACUGCAUUGGAAAGUGAUGUGUGAUAAGCGUGUAUUGCCGGUUGGAUUGAGAGUUCAGGUGGGGGAGAAAGCUCCAGUCGGGCAUGGCCUCAUCCCAGCAAUUAAUAAACGGAUAAACACUGAAAUGGAGAUUGGGGUGUAAACACUGAAAUGAUUCAAUACUUAGGUAUACUCAAAGAUAAGCACCAGCAAUUGAGACGAUAGCCAUGUAAAAGGAAUGAAUUUCCCCUAUAAUCUCUUUAUAGCCCAUUUACACUAGAUAAACCUACCCGGUUACUUUGGUAUAUUACCUUAUACAAUUCCAAGUCUCAUAGACGCGGCUCGCCUCGCCCGGAGCGUUGCUGGGUCUCGCCCUGGCUUCACAACGACCACUGCUUGAACUUGUUGAUCAACCCGUUGGUCGACGGAUCGUGACUGGCAACCUCCUUCUUGUCUACCAAUUCACCACCA
Messenger RNA from Babjeviella inositovora NRRL Y-12698, 1801 nucleotides. RefSeq lists its product as uncharacterized. Bases 247 to 1368 code for a protein of 373 amino acids. The record is from RefSeq and is a predicted model, not a curated record. NCBI's taxonomy places the organism in Eukaryota, Fungi, Ascomycota, Pichiomycetes, Serinales. The transcript has a single exon.